AUCAUAGAUUCAAUACUAGUAGUAUUAGAGAAAUCAAUGAAUAUAAAGAAGUCUAUAAAUUUAAUAUUGGUAAUAAUAGAGAAAAUAAAGAGCAUGAAGAUUAUGAAUUUAAUAACGAUAAUGUUAGAGAGAAUAAGGAGUUUGAAGGUUAUAAAUUUAAUAAUAGCAGAAUUAGAGAAAAUGAAGAGUAUGAAGAUAUUGAGAGUAGCAGUGAAGAUAAUAAGGAGUGUAAAGAUUAUAAAUUUAAUAAUGGCAAUGUUAAAAAAAAUAAGGAGUUUGAAGGUUAUGAAUUUAAUAAUAAUAGUAUUAGAGAAAAUAAGGAGUAUGAGGAUAUUAAGAUUA
Racocetra fulgida is the source of this 342-nucleotide messenger RNA. NCBI's taxonomy places the organism in Eukaryota, Fungi, Glomeromycota, Glomeromycetes, Diversisporales, Gigasporaceae. The record is from the annotation of a GenBank genome assembly.